Molecule: messenger RNA, 1572 nt
Organism: Puma concolor (puma)
Lineage: Eukaryota; Metazoa; Chordata; Mammalia; Carnivora; Felidae
Source: RefSeq, a predicted model, not a curated record
ACGCUGAAUCCUCCGGAAGGAAUUGUGGCGGGUCCCAUGAACGAAGAGAAUUUCUUUGAGUGGGAGGCGCUGAUCAUGGGCCCAGAAGACACCUGUUUUGAGUUUGGUGUAUUUCCUGCCAUCCUGAGUUUCCCACUGGAUUACCCAUUAAGUCCCCCAAAGAUGAGAUUUACCUGCGAGAUGUUUCAUCCCAACAUCUACCCCGACGGCAGAGUCUGUAUCUCCAUCCUCCACGCGCCGGGCGACGACCCCAUGGGCUACGAGAGCAGCGCAGAGCGGUGGAGCCCCGUGCAGAGCGUGGAGAAGAUCCUGCUGUCGGUGGUGAGCAUGCUGGCAGAGCCCAACGACGAGAGUGGCGCCAACGUGGAUGCUUCCAAGAUGUGGCGGGACGACCGGGAGCAGUUCUGCAGGGUCGCCCGGCAGCUGGCGCAGAAGUCCCUGGGGCUGUGAGGCCCCGGCCCACACAUGGACACGCGCAGUGACAGUGACACCCUGUGCCGGUACCCAAAAAGGCGAGCUUGCAGAAGCACAGCGUCUGGUUUUUCCCUGCCUUUCCCGCUCCAAACAGGCUUCUCUUCUGAAAUGGUGAUUUAUGUAGGAUGAUGACGCCGGGCGCAGUUUUCCCCGUAUUCGCGUGGGUGGUCGGAGCCCUCGCCACUGCCCCUCCCAGCCGGGGCCCCGCAUGCCCCGUCGGUAGUGGCUUCCCUUCCGUCUGCCGGGCAGGGGGCGGCCAGAACCAGUUGUCCUUCUGAAGAAGCAGCAGAGGGUGGGCGGGACAGCUCUGGCCUUGCUCCCCGCGUGCCCCAGGGGGACGGCUGUCUGCGUCCCUGCUUUCUAGUGCUUCGGGGGUGUUGUCCUUGUCAUCUGGUUACAGCUUUUUGUUUGUCGCGCAUUACAAACUAUCACACAUGCUUUCAGGAAAUAAAUACUUCUUAAAAAUGUGGAUUAAUGAAAAACGGGGUGUGUACGAGAGAGGUUUACUGCUGGUCGUAAGGACUGACCGCUUCUUCCUGGUCCCGUUUAGCGAAGAGGUACACCGAUGGCCGGGUUUACUGGCACAUCACAGGGCGGGAGCACGCGAGACUGGACGUUUUGGUCAGUGUCUUCUGGACGCACAGGGGUCUGUCUUUUCCACAUAAACAUGGGGAGACGUUCUGUACGUCGUGGCCGCAGCAGGAAUGUUCAUUAUUGAGACAGUUCUUUUCACUUGGGGCUGGAAGGGAAUGUGCACCCCUAGUGAGCGCAGAGGCGUGCCUUAUCCCAACCUUGACCGGGGCCGGGGGCGGGGGCAGGGCACUCAGUGUGGGGUGUGAUGUCCCUGCCCUGGCACCAGGGGCUCCGUUCUAAGCAAUAACAGAUCUGUUGCAGAAUCAAGUAUUUGGCCUGUCAGACAGGUUACGUCUAAAUAGGAAUUUCUAUUUUUGAAAUGGGGGACAGUCUACAGGACAUACCGUGGGUUUUACUUCUCAUCCUUCUCUCCUCAGUCGCGUGUCCAGCGGGCGGGAGUCCGUCUCACCGACACCUGACACAGGGUUGCUUGGUGUUCACGAGACUGGUGGACGGGGCUCCGUC